ACACGCGGGGGCAUGUGCCCGGCAGGGCACAGCGUGGGGACAGUCACCGCGGCUGAGAGGGGACAGCCCCACAGGGGGACAACCCCACGGUGGGCCCCACUCCUCUCUCUGCCAUCGCCCUUUUAAGCCCCCCCCAAUUCCCUCACCGGAAGCGGAAGUCGUUUUGACGCGCGGGUGGGUGGGGACAACUGGUUCCCUCAGGGUCCCUGUGGCGGCCCAGCCUGGUCCGGUCCCGCCGCCAUGUCGGCCGCGUUGGACCUGAGGUCGAAGGAGGAGAAAGACGCGGAGUUGGAUAAACGGAUCGAGGCGCUUCGCAAGAAGAACGAGGCCCUUAUCAAGCGUUAUCAGGAAAUCGAGGAAGAUCGGAAAAAAGCGGAGCAGGAAGGGAUCGCGGUGACUGCUCUGCGCCGGGCGCGGCCUCCCGAUGCCGAAUCCGAGAGGAGAUGGGUGGACAAGGAUCUCUCCGUCACUGUCCAGGUCAUGGUCUCCCCCGGGGAGAAGCGCGCGGUGAAAGACAAGAAGCCAUCGGGGACCCCUAAACCCGGCCGCGGCGCCGCUCCCCGCAGUUCGGGACGUGCCGGCCUACGUCCUUCCGGCCGUUCCCCGCGGGGGGAACACCCCGCCGAACCAUUUUGGGAUGGGGCCGCCGGCGACGGCGCGACCCCGGGGGAGCGCGGCGGCCGGGGACGACGCUCACGAGGUCAGGGGACAGCUGGCCCAGCGAUGGGGAGCGACGGUGGCCCUGACCGAAAGUCCAAGGAGUGGGAAGAACGAAGGCGGCAGAACAUCGAGAAGAUGAACGAGGAGAUGGAGAAAAUCGCCGAGUACGAGAGGAACCAACGGGACGGGCUUCACGAGAAGAACCCGGUGCGUAACUUCUUGGACGACCCGCGCCGCAGCGGCCCCUUCCAGGAUGCCGAUCGCAAGGAGGGGAGUCGGCGGCACGUCCGAAACUGGGGGGGACCCGAUUUUGACAAGGUCAAGGCAGGGAUGGAGCGUGAGAAGACGUGGCAGGGCCCCGUACGUACCCCGGGACGCCGUUCCAGCCCGAAAACCGGGGGGCCGCUGGACAUGACGCUCUCCAUGACGGGUCGAGAACGAGCCGAAUACGUUCGCUGGAAGAAAGAACGGGAACAAAUCGAUCAGGAACGUCUGGCGCGGCAUCGCAAACCCACCGGACAGUGGCGGCGGGAGUGGGAUGCCGAAAAAUCGGACAGCAUGUUUAAGGACGGCUCCGCGGCGGCGCCCGGCUCGGAAGCGAGCGGCAGGGAAGAAACCAAGCGCCCUCCUCCCAAACCUCCCACUUUUGGGGAGUUCCUCACCCCGCAUCGCACCCAGAGGAGGCGAAAGGGCCGGGGACGCGGCCAGGGCGCCGGGACCAAGCCCUACAGCAUGCACGAUAACCGGUGGGAGGAGAAGGAGCUGCCGGCAUCGACCGAGAAAGCCGAGAGCCGGAAGGCGGAGGAAGCACCGAGCGGGGCCCUCCCGGAGCCCCCCCUUUCCCUGAGCCCCGAGGAGGAUGAGGAUCAGUGGGAGGACGUCAGCGAGGAGGAGGAGGAAGAAGAAGAAGAGGAAGCAGAAGGCAGCGUAGGGUCAUCGAACGAGGACGAAGCACCCCGCAGUGCGUCCCCCAAAACUCAGCGUUCCCCCAGAACCGGGCAGGCUGCGGUUCCCAAACUGCGCGUGCCCCCCGCCGCCGUGACGCCCGCCCCAGACGGGGGGGCUGGCACCCCCCUGAGCCCCUUUUCCCCCGUGGAAGGCCACCAGCCCGUCUCGGACUGGGGCGAGGAGAUGGACCUGGCCUCUCCCCGCAGCAGUUUGGGGGACAGUCCCCUUUCAGGUCCCACUGUCCCCAAGUCGAGAGGGGCUUCCGGAGAGAUUCCAGGGCUGAGCCCUGUGGAGCUGUCUGGGCCCCCCCAGGGGGUGCAGAGCCCUGCUGAACCCCCCCCCGAGGAAGAGACGAGGUCGAACACAGAGCAAGAAGCUUUGGAAAAGCACGAGGAGGCGGCGGGGAGCCCGGCGGAGGACGGGACGCGAGAAGCUGCGGCGUUUCCCCGCCAGCCGGACGCGGAGGUGGCUCCUGGUACGGUGGAAAUCACGGACUUCCAGCGGGACGGCCAAACGCCCCGAUGUCCUCCAGCGGCCCCUCCGUCACCCGGGUCGCUCCCGCCGUGACCACUACAGCUUUCUAGAGACUGUGAGCCGGCAGGAAUAACCCGGGGAGGGGGGGGGGGGGGGAAACCCCCAAACAAACAAAAAAAUCACCUGCCUGCACCUCUUUUGGGGGUUUGGCCCUUACUGGGGGGGGCGGUCCCUCAAUCUGUGGGUCGAGCCGGGUGUCGUGGGUGUUCAGGAGUGGAAGAUGUCGGCUCCGAGGAUCUCAAAAAGGGUUUUGGGGGCUCCCGGCUGUGUACCCCCCCAAUUCUUGGCAGCUGUCCCGAAGGCUUCUGCCCCUGGCAGGGCACUUUUUUAUUUUUUUUGGGGGGGGGGGGGUGGGGGUGUCCCCUUUUUCUCCCUCUGUGCCCUGGAGCUGGGCAGGAGGGGUGGGCUUGACCCUCACCCCGGGCUGCCCCAUCCCACCGGCUCUUUGUAAAAUAAAUCUCCGAAACAUCUUUGCGCCUGGUCCUUGCUGCUGGGGGGGGUCCCCCCCUUUGCUCAUUGGGGUUCCCCCCUUGCUACUGGGGGUCCCCAUCUCCUCUCAAGGCCGGGAAGGUCAGUGAUGGCGGGGUCCCGGUACCGGCAAGGCUGCGAAGCCGCCUGCGCCUGUUACCUUUGGGGGUGGUUCCUGAUUUUGGGGGGUGA
Molecule: messenger RNA, 2802 nt
Organism: Grus americana (Whooping crane)
Lineage: Eukaryota; Metazoa; Chordata; Aves; Gruiformes; Gruidae
Gene: CCDC9
Product: coiled-coil domain containing 9
Exons: 13
Coding region: 241-2175 (644 amino acids)
Source: RefSeq, a predicted model, not a curated record